GUAACUGCUGCCCGUAAAUGUACCAGGAAUAGUAUUAUAACAUUUUUAUAAAGGCAUAAGCAGUCGAGCACAGUCAAGUUAGUCAACGGUUGGCAGUGGCACGCGUUACCGUUGUUUCUCGUCGGUCGUUUACUCUGUUGUUUAUUAUAUAUGCAAUAUACAUUUUCAUAUGAAAAAUUUAUAUGUAUGUAUAUGUGUGCAUAAUAUAUAUAUAUAUAUAUAUAAGUUUUUAUUUAUUUGAUUCUACUGUACCAAGUUUUGUGUAGAUCGAUUAUAGUUUUUUAUAAACACAUUUAUCAUUAUGGAAAUGAUAAACAGUCUUAAAAAUGUGAAACAUUUCCAUAAUAACGUUUAAAAGACGUUUACCAUUCGUAAAAAUCGGCUGUUGUUACGGAGCCGUUAAAUCGUAAUAUUUUUUCAACGCUUUUUCAAGAAAUUGCAGCUAACAGAACGGAGCUGACACCAAAACGCCUUCUCCACAUGUGGACAUCGCCGUCUCGUUUGAGAAUCGGUCGAGCACCAAGAAAAAAGCCGUAAACUCUUUACUGUGAUAUAUAUAUAAUCGUAAAAAAAAGUCAAAUCAUAUAUCAUUUUGACACUAAAAAUUCAAAUAAUGGAUAAUUCCAAGAAAGCAGUGUACAAGCGGAAACUUUCAUUUUUGGGUUUCGGCAGAAGAAAUAGUACCGACGGAAAUGGUACGGAAGCGGGACCGGAAUUGGACGAGGAAAUGGAAAAGGUGUUUGCCAUGGAUUCUGGAAAAAAAUUUGACGUAUCUCGUUUAGGAUCACCGCUCGAAUCGACUGCUUCCGAUCGUGACCGCGAUCGUGGUCCUCCACCUCGAUAUGGCGAUGACAUCUUUGAUCAACAUCGCAAGAGAAGCUAUCCUCACCCUCAUAUGCCUUUAAAAAGUCUACAUUCCAAGUCAAUGCGGAGACAUUUAUCACCAGAAGGAUCAAUAGAUUGCGAUCACGAAGAAGAAAGUAUCAACGGGAACGGUCAAGUAGGUAAUGGUGAUCAAGAAUUGGACACUAUGGAUAAUGGUGUUGUCACAACACCAACAAAUGAUGUAAAUUCACCAUCCGACGAACAAGAAAAUACACUUAGCAGUGAAUCUGAGGCACCAAUAUCUGAAAGAGCAGCUUCAAGUAUUAUUGAAAGUCCUGCUAUCGGCAGUCCUCGAGUACAAUUUGAAAAAAUUCAAGAAGAAGAAGAUGUAUUAUCAUCAUUAGAAGAGCCACUCAGUGAAGAAGAACGAAAAACACGAAGACAUCACAAUAAACAUCACGAUCACAAAAGACACCAUCAUAAAUCCAGAAAAUAUUCCUUGCAAGAAGAUCCACAAUGGCGCAAAAGAUCAGGUGCAGGUCUUCCAGAUGGUGUAGGACUUUUAGGCAGAAGAGUAAGUGUUCAACCAGAAGAAGCAAGCACACUUCAAGAACUCGAUAUAGAUGACCUAGAGUCUCAUCGGAGUGAUGAUCCUCGUGGAAUGAGAAGACAUAAAGCUUCGCAUCCAACAAUACAAAUAGGGCGUAAAAAAGAAGGUGGAAUCCCUCAUGAAACUUUAAAAAAAAUGUAUGAUCAUUCACCUCACGAAGUUUUUGUUCAAUUGGAUGAACUUCAUGGGGUGGGUGAAGAACGUGAAUGGAGAGAAACAGCUCGUUGGAUUAAAUAUGAAGAAGAUGUCGAAGAAGGUGCAGAUAGAUGGGGAAGACCUCAUGUAGCAUCUUUAAGCUUUCAUUCAUUGCUUAAUCUUCGUCGAUGUUUAGAGACUGGCGUUGUCUUGUUAGAUCUAGAAGAAAAAGAUGUACCUGGUAUGGCUUAUCGAGUUGUUGAACAAAUGGUUAUUGAUGAACUUAUUCUUCCUGAGGAUCGUCCUGUUGUUAUGAGAGCUUUACUACUUCGUCAUCGACACGUUAAUGAACACGACAGAGGUUUUCGUUUUGGUGGAAAACGUAACUACGCUAGUUAUACCAGUCUCCAGUCUAUCUGGCUGGAAGAAGAUGCUGCGCGGGAAGACACUGAAAAACAUAAUUUGAAUGACACAAAGCCAAAAAUCAUAUCAUCAACUCAAGCUCUGGACAAUAAUCAUACUACAAUUGAUAUGAAGGAAGAAAUGACGUAUACAAGUAGCAACGAGGAUUUAAAAAAAAAUCAUAACGAUUAUAUUUUCAAGCGCAUACCAGCAGGAGCAGAGGGAACUAUUGUCCUAGUUGGUGCUGUUGAUUUUUUGGAUCAACCUACUAUUGCUUUUGUUCGACUAGCAGAAGGUGUAUUUAUGCCAUCAAUUACAGAAGUAACAAUUCCUGUACGUUUUAUGUUUACAUUACUUGGACCUCGUAAUACAGAUUUAGACUAUCAUGAAAUUGGAAGAUCAAUAUCAACACUUAUGGCCAAUAAAUCAUUCCAUAAAGUUGCAUAUAAAGCAAAAGAACGACGUGAACUUCUUUCUGCUAUAAAUGAAUUCUUGGAUGAUUCGAUUGUAUUACCGCCAGGUGAUUGGGAACGUCAAGCAUUACUACCAUUUGAUGAGCUUAAAGCGAAAAGUGAAGCAAUUAGAAAACGAAAGGCUUCAGCGCUUGCAAAAGCCACACCAAUAAUUCAAAGUGACGCCGCCAUAAAAAAAGCAAUUCUUAGUGGAGAAGAUGGUAAACGUCCACCUGAUGAUGAUCCUCUUCGUCGAACACGCCGUCCUUUCGGAGGUAUUAUAAAUGAUAUAAAACGACGUUAUCCAUAUUAUUUAUCAGAUUUUACGGAUGGAUUAAAUAGCUCAUGUAUAGCAGCAGCAAUUUUUAUGUACUUUGCUGCGCUCUGUGCAGCAAUUACAUUUGGAGGUCUUAUGAGCGAUAAAACUCAUAAUGUUAUUGGAAUUUCUGAGACUCUUGUUUCUUGCUCAUGGACAGGUGUUAUAAUGGCACUUUUUGCAACCCAGCCUUUAGUAAUAAUAGGUACGACUGGGCCUUUAUUACUAUUUGACGAGAGUCUUUAUAAUUUUUGUCUUGCAUAUGAACUUGAAUUUCUUACAAUGCGACUAUACAUUGGUAUAUGGUUAGGUAUACUAGCUUUGGCGAUUGCCUGUAUCGAAGGAUCUGUUUUGGUUAGACUCUUUACUCGUUUUACUGAAGAAAUUUUUACUGGACUUAUUUCAUUACUUUAUAUCGUCGAAACUUUUAUCAAGCUUUAUAAUUAUUUCAAAAAAAAUCCCCUAUUACCAAAAUACUGCUUUGAUCCCAAUGACAAUGGUACUUAUUAUACAUCUAAUUUAACAGACAUAAAAGAGUACAUAGGACUAACUAAUGUAACAGAAAUAAGUAUUCCUGAAACAACUUUUUCAUUUUUACCAAGUUAUAAUGAAGCCGGUUUAUUGAUAAAUCAACCAAAUACGGCUCUUAUGUGUACUAUACUAUGUUUAGGUACAUUUUUAGGUGCGUAUUAUCUUCGAAUAUUCCGUAAUAGUCACUAUUUAGGCCGUAGUGCAAGAAGAGCUUUCGGAGACUUUGGGGUUCCUAUCAGUAUAAUUAUAUUUGUCUUAAUUGAUUAUCUCGCUGAAGUAAAAACUGAAAAACUUCUUGUACCAGAAGGUCUAAGUCCUACAGUACCCGGAAGAAAUUGGAUUGUAUCUCCAGCUGGUAUAAAUAGAACAAUUCCUGUAUGGAUGGCAUUUGCUUGCGCUGUUCCAGCUUUCCUUGCUUACAUUCUUAUUUUCAUGGAAACACAAAUAUCAGAAUUAAUAAUUGAUAAAAAAGAACGUAAAUUACGAAAAGGAAACGGAUAUCAUAUGGAUAUUGUUGUAGUGUGUUUAAUGAACGUUGGAUGUGGAUUAAUGGGUGCACCUUGGUGUUCAGCUGCAUCAGUACGUUCUUUGACUCAUGUCUCGGCAGUGACGGUCAUGUCGCGCACUCACGCACCAGGAGACAAACCUUAUAUCGUUGAGGUCAAGGAGCAAAGAGUUAGUGCACUUCUUGUCGCUCUUCUGGUGGGAACUAGUGUUUUUAUGGCUCCCCUGUUGCGCCGAGUACCCAUGGCCGUCCUCCUUGGAGUUUUUCUUUACAUGGGUAUAUCAUCAACUAAUGGAGUUCAAUUGUUUGAUCGUUUUAAAUUAUUCUUUAUGCCUGUUAAACAUCACGGUAGUGCUAAUUAUGUAAGACGAGUUCAAACAUAUAAAAUGCAUCUAUUUACGUUGGUUCAAAUAUUAUGUUUAACUGUAUUAUGGAUUGUAAAAAGUACUCCAGCAGCCCUUGCACUUCCUUUUUUUCUUAUUCUUAUGAUACCUCUACGCUCACAAAUGACCCGAUUUUUUACGGCUGCUGAACUUCGGGCACUUGACAGUAAAGGCCCUGAUAAUGAGACUGUUGAAGAUGAACUUGAUUUUUACGAAGAAGCGCCACUUCCUGGUUAGAUCGUGCCUUAUCUACUUAUAUCCUUUUUUUUCUCUAAAGGGAUAAAAUAUCCCUCUAUAGAUUGCCUAUUAUUUAUUCUUAGUUUAUCUCAAAGUAAUUACAUAAAUUUUUUUCAUCUUAUGAAUCAGUAGAUAAAUAUCUUAUUGCUCAGGUUAGACUCAGUGUAAAAAAGUUAGAUUUGUUUUUGUCAAUUGCAUUUUCAAUCUAUUUGGUUACUAAUUAUAUAAAUUCAAAUUUAUUUUUUUGAAUUCAUUUAUCAUCAUAGUAAAAAAAUUACCGUCAAUUAUUAAAAAAAAAAAAAAUUUACAUAUU
Messenger RNA from Microplitis demolitor, 4709 nucleotides. It is a transcript of the gene Ae2, whose product is annotated as band 3 anion transport protein. The transcript has 8 exons. Gene Ontology annotation, molecular function: solute:inorganic anion antiporter activity; monoatomic anion transmembrane transporter activity. NCBI's taxonomy places the organism in Eukaryota, Metazoa, Arthropoda, Insecta, Hymenoptera, Braconidae. The coding region runs from base 614 to 4396 and encodes 1260 amino acids. Gene Ontology annotation, biological process: monoatomic anion transport; bicarbonate transport; transmembrane transport. The record is from RefSeq and is a predicted model, not a curated record. Gene Ontology annotation, cellular component: plasma membrane.